UCUUUAGUUAACCAAAGGAAGUUUUAAAGAUUAUUUUUGUUUAUUUAUAUUGCAUAUUGUUAUAUUUUCAGGAUAGAAAUGGAGCUCAGACAAGAUUCAGUUAAUCCACAUUGGACCUUCACAAAAGCAAAGUCACAUUAUCAAAGAAGCAAAAGUGGAGCAAUUAGACGUCUUCCAGAGACCCCCAUGAAACCUACUGGAAGUCAACAAGUUCAGAGGUCUUGUGCCCGAAGUAGGAAUGAUACUCAUGAUAAAGGCAAAGCCAGAAGUCGCACAAGGUUGGGUGCUGAAGAGGCACGAACCAUGGACUCGGCGCUAGAUCUACAGCCAAGAAGAAUCUUUUCUGCUGAAGAGGUAUCAAAGGUCAUUAAAUCUGUCCUUGAGAAACAACUCCAAGAUGUUGAGUAUGAUGUUACAGGGAGCCACCAAAGAGCUCUGGAGCUGGCACAGCUUGUUAAGGAGGCAGUGAAGGCACUGGGAUAUGAAAGAUACAAACUUGUUUGCUACAUUGUCCUUGGCCCGGUAUCUCAAGGAGCCAUUUGCUGUUGCAGCAGGAGUGUGUGGAGUCCCACAUCAGACACCUUUGCAGAGUAUGUGUUCAGGAAUCAAUCCGUAUUUGCGCUUUGUGUUGUGUAUGCUGGCUACUACGAGUGACACCUGCAGGCCAAACUGUUUCUGAAUAUCACUUCCUGCGUAUGAAACGUUUUUUUUUUUACAAAAUUAGGUAUUCAUGCAUUUUUAACUUCACACCAAUUCACACCAGUGUAAGCUCUCUCUGUAGAUCUGCAAGCUAUCCUAUUAAUACAGCAGUAUGAUGAGCUGGGUCUCAUCCACAUACAAGUCCUUUAUUAUUUCCUUUGAUUUUAUUAAUGCCUUAUCAACACCUUGUACUUUUUCUGCAUCUGUCCGCUUAUCUAUUCUCCCCCCCCAGCUAAAAACAAAAGUUAUGUAUUU
This is a messenger RNA of Xenopus laevis (African clawed frog), 954 nucleotides long. RefSeq names its product dynein light chain Tctex-type 5-B-like. Bases 79 to 654 code for a protein of 191 amino acids. The transcript has a single exon. The record is from RefSeq and is a predicted model, not a curated record. Lineage: Eukaryota; Metazoa; Chordata; Amphibia; Anura; Pipidae.